This is a messenger RNA of Microthlaspi erraticum, 426 nucleotides long. NCBI's taxonomy places the organism in Eukaryota, Viridiplantae, Streptophyta, Magnoliopsida, Brassicales, Brassicaceae. The record is from the annotation of a GenBank genome assembly.
AUGGGACAUGAAGGAGCAUGGAGGGACUUGGCACAUGGAAGCAGCUCAACUGGAUACGCAAAGGAAGAAGGGAGAAGCCAUCUUGAAGACCAGCUCGACCGUCCUCGACCAACCGGUCGAGUUCCUCAACUCGACCGGCCAAGCUUCAACUCGAUCGAGCUGAGAAGUCAACAGUCAAACCCGAAAAAUGUCUUUUGGAGCAUUCUGGAGCAUAUGGGACAUAAGGAGCAUGGAGGGACUUGGCACAUGGAAGCAGCUCAACUGGAUACGCAAAGGAAGAAGGGAGAAGCCAUCUUGAAGACCAGCUCGACCGUCUACUCGACCAACCGGUCGAGUUCCUCAACUCGACCGGCCAAGCUUCAACUCGAUCGAGCUGGAGUCAAAGUCAAACCCGAAAAAUGUUGCUUCCCCCUUGACUUCCUUUGA